Molecule: messenger RNA, 1468 nt
Organism: Mandrillus leucophaeus (drill)
Lineage: Eukaryota; Metazoa; Chordata; Mammalia; Primates; Cercopithecidae
Product: zinc finger protein 501-like
Exons: 5
Coding region: 71-1468 (465 amino acids)
Biological process (GO): regulation of transcription by RNA polymerase II
Cellular component (GO): nucleus
Molecular function (GO): RNA polymerase II cis-regulatory region sequence-specific DNA binding; DNA-binding transcription activator activity, RNA polymerase II-specific
Source: RefSeq, a predicted model, not a curated record
CGAGCGGCGGACCCCCGGCCCCUUCCCCCGCGGCGGUUGCCUCCAGCGCGGGCUGGAGGAAGGAGUCUCCAUGGAACCUGGGGGCAGAGGAUCACUUUUUGAGGACUCAGACCUUCUCCAUGCUGGAAACCCAAAAGAAAAUGACGUGACUGCUGUGCUGCUGACCCCUGGGUCCCAAGAACUGAUGAUCAGGGAUAUGGCCGAGGCUCUCACCCAGUGGAGGCAGCUGAACUCUCCUCAGGGAGAUGUGCCUGAGAAGCCCAGGAAUCUGGUCUUGCUGGGGCUUCCAAUUUCCACACCUCAUGUAAUCUCUCAGUUGGAGCAUGAGGAGGAACUGAAGAGAGAAGUUUCAAAAGCAGCCGCUCCAGACGCUGUCACUCAGAAAUCUUCUAGGGAGAGAAGUUACCAAUUUGAUGAAUUUAGAAGAAGUUGCACUCGGAGGUCCUUACUUGUUCAGCAGCAGGGAGAGAGACUACAUCAUUGUGAGUCAUUUAAAAAUAACUUAAAACAAAAUUCAGAAAUAAUUAGGCAUGAGAGAAUUUGUGCAGGAAAGAAACCUUGGAAAUGCAGUGAGUGUGAGAAAGCCUUCAGUUACUACUCAGCUUUUGUCUUACAUCAGAGAAUUCACACCGGAGAAAAACCCUAUGAAUGUAAGGAGUGUGGGAAAGCCUUUAGCCAGAGCAUACACCUUACUCUGCACCAGAGAAUUCAUACUGGAGAGAAGCCCUACGAAUGCCAUGAGUGUGGGAAAGCCUUCAGUCACCGCUCAGCCCUUAUUCGGCAUCACAUCAUUCAUACUGGGGAAAAACCCUAUGAAUGCAAUGAAUGCGGGAAGGCCUUUAACCAGAGUUCAUACCUCACUCAACAUCAGCGAAUUCAUACUGGAGAGAAACCUUAUGAGUGUAACGAAUGUGGGAAGGCCUUCAGCCAAAGCACAUUCCUUACCCAGCAUCAGGUCAUUCACACUGGAGAGAAACCCUAUAAGUGUAACGAAUGUGGCAAAGCCUUUAGUGAUCGGUCAGGUCUUAUUCAGCACCAGAGGACUCACACUGGGGAGCGGCCUUACGAGUGUAACGAAUGUGGGAAAGCCUUUGGCUACUGCUCAGCCCUGACUCAGCACCAGAGAACUCACACUGGGGAGAAACCCUAUAAAUGCAACGAUUGUGCCAAAGCCUUCAGUGACCGCUCAGCCCUUAUUCGUCAUCAGAGAACACACACUGGAGAGAAACCUUACAAAUGUAAAGAUUGUGGAAAAGCAUUCAGCCAGAGCUCGUCUCUUACAAAGCAUCAGAAAACUCACACUGGAGAAAAGCCCUACAAGUGUAAGGAAUGUGGAAAAGCCUUCAGCCAGAGCUCAUCCCUCUCUCAACAUCAGAAAACUCAUGCUGGAGUGAAAACCAAGAAAUAUGCCCAAGCUUUUAGUGAGCAUUUAACCUUUGGCCAACACAAGAGAAUUCAUACUGGCUAA